AUGCUCAAGCCAAAUGCACCAAACAUCAUUGUCCCUCCUGAUGAGAUUGAAAAUGCGAUGGCUCCAUCAAACUUGAAGAAGAGGAAGAAAGGAACUCGUCAGAGCAAACUAGUAGUCACAGAGACCUCAGGCCCAACUGCUGUAGGUCCCACACCUGUUUUACAUGUCACAGAACAUGGAAGGUUCGGAUUGCAAGAUUAUCCACUUCCCUCAGUGUAUGUUGGCUCAAAGCUGUUGCAAACUGACCAAACAGCUUGUGGACCACACAAUCCUCCUCAGCUUGAUUCAACACCUCAUGUUGAGUCCCUUGUCAGUGCUCGUACUUUUGUUAGUCCUGCUGUCCAGGCUCCUCAGUCUGAUGUAAGAGUGUGUGCUGUCCAACCCUCUGCUCAUCUUAUCAAGCCUUCUGCUCGCCCUGUCAAGCCUUCUACUACUCACCCUGUCAAGCCCUCUGCUCGUCCCGUCAAGCCCUCUGCUCGUCCUGCGGAGCCCUCUGCUCAUCCUGUUGAGCGCCCAGGUGCCCAUACCGAUUUUGGUCAUUCUCGCUCAAGGUCAUUCACUCCCAACAUCAACUCUCACAGUCAACAGGAGCCAUCAACAUGGCAAGUCCUUCCAGGUGGUUCUGCUUCAUCUGUUCACCCAAAUUCCAUUGUGGAUGGAAGUGACGAUGAAACCGAACAGACUCAGACAGAUGGGGAAAUGGUUGUUGAGGAAGAUUUUGAUGUCGAGGAGACUCUGGAUGCCAGUUUCGAGGAAGAUAGCCAUGAGGAAGAUGCUAACUUUGAGGAAGAUGACAUCGACGUCGCUAUUAGUGGGGAAGAGCAAGAGGAUGGUAACGACAACUUAUGUAUGACAAGCAGAAAACACAUCAACAAUGAAGGACGAAAGCCAGCUGGCCAACCGCAGACCAAUGGCAAGCAAGCUUUCUCAUGUGCCACAGAAGUACCUAAUAUCAACUAUGAUCUCCUCCAGCGUCACCAUUCAAAUAACCAUAGGCCACAUUCCCCAUCACCCUCAUAUCUGAUUGGUGUCCAUGGGCAACACAAUAAUCCGCAUCCAAAGUCUAAGUGCCCUCGCACAAACAAACCCUCGCCUGCUAAUCACUUGCAAGGUUUGGACUGUGAUGAUGACAAGGUCAAAUUUGAUUGUGACUCUGGCGUUCAUAGCCACACCACCAAGAAGAAUAAGAAUGGGAAGGGCACCGCCAACCCAACCACCCUCGGAUUCUUCCCUCCUCUUUGGGUCAAACUGCUUGACUUUGCAAAGGCCAAUUUCAGGCAACACCUCACCAUUGUGGCCCCAUUCCCCCAACCCAUCGUGUAUUGGCAAGAGCAGAAGCACCAACUAGAGAAAGGCUACUACCCAAACUUCAAAGCAGAGAUGGCUAUUGUGAUUUUUAAUGAUGCUGCAACUUUUCGAAGCAAGAUCAAACAUGUUGCUCUCGCUGUGGUUCCCCUGGAAUACGAACUUAUCUCACAAGGGAGUUCCAUUGCAACUAUCAAAAGCAAGGCAUCUGGUCUUAUUCACCACUCAUUGUUUUUAUGUGGAGUAGCCGAUGCUCAGGGUCAUUCAUCUAACUUCGCGCAUAACGCGCUCCGCUCUAUUUGCCUUCGAGUUUUCUAUGAUAGUGGCUCGAAGUCUUUGUGUCAAUUCCCUGCCUUUCGAAAGACUAUUCCGGACAACGCUAUCAUCCUGAUUGCAACAAUUGUUCGAAACGUUCUCGACAUCUAUUCCAGGCAUGGUCAAGCAAACACAAAGCAAACAAACAUUAUAGAUUCGGAGAUCAUCUACAAGAAAAUUGCUGGCCUAUUCAAACGUGUUAGUGAUGACGAGUAUCAUGGUCCGAAGCUCCACAAGAUGCUUCAGUCUUGA
This is a messenger RNA of Suillus discolor, 1872 nucleotides long. RefSeq lists its product as uncharacterized. NCBI's taxonomy places the organism in Eukaryota, Fungi, Basidiomycota, Agaricomycetes, Boletales, Suillaceae. The transcript is spliced from 9 exons. The coding region runs from base 1 to 1872 and encodes 623 amino acids. The record is from RefSeq and is a predicted model, not a curated record.